GGUGUAAGGACUUGUGGCGACUACAUGUUCAGUGGACAUACAACUGCAAUCACUUUGUUGAAUCAUUUCAUAACAGAAUAUACUCCACCUUCGUGGACAUUUCUUCACACCGCUACAUGGGUAAUGAACCUUUUCGGAGUUUUUUUUAUCCUCGCCGGUCAUGAACACUACUCAAUAGAUGUUUUUAUAGCGUUUUAUAUUUCUUCUCGAAUGUUUCUUUACUAUCAUGCAUAUGCGUACAACCAUGCGAACUUGACUGCUACCGAUGAUCGAAUCCGUCUUUGGUUUCCUCUUGGUUGGUUCUUCGAAGCGGGCAGUAUCGGAAAGGUGAUCUAUAGAGAUUCGCUCAGCAUAUUCUACUGUGUUCAAAAUGAGUUUGAAAUGCCUUUACAUGUUAUCAUUCCACGAUGGUGGAGUAGUCAUCGAUAUCAUGACGAGAAAGAGAAAAAGGAGGAGAGCAAGCACGAGAGUAACGGAAAGUGUUCAAGGAGAAUGAAAAAGAAAAACCACUAG
Molecule: messenger RNA, 513 nt
Organism: Angiostrongylus costaricensis
Lineage: Eukaryota; Metazoa; Nematoda; Chromadorea; Rhabditida; Metastrongylidae
Source: the annotation of a GenBank genome assembly